This is a messenger RNA of Alosa alosa (allis shad), 1326 nucleotides long. RefSeq names its product interleukin 22 receptor, alpha 2 (gene il22ra2). Bases 73 to 765 code for a protein of 230 amino acids. NCBI's taxonomy places the organism in Eukaryota, Metazoa, Chordata, Actinopteri, Clupeiformes, Clupeidae. The transcript is spliced from 6 exons. Gene Ontology annotation, molecular function: protein binding. The record is from RefSeq and is a predicted model, not a curated record.
GUGCCUAUUUAAAAGUUGCAUUGCUGACCCUUAGCUGGACAUUUCAACACACAUCCUACUCCGGCUGCCGACAUGUCAGUGUCUAUUCCACUAAUUGUGCUGAGCAACGCUCUUCUUGUAUGGUGUGCAGCAGUUGGCUUACACCAGCAAGAUGAUGCCCCAACGUUGGAGCUCAACUUUCAAUCUCUGGACUACAGAAACAUCUUGCACUGGAAAAUGCAACCCAGCACCUUAGACACAGUUCUCUUCUCUGUGCAGUAUAAAAUAUAUGGUGACAAACAGUGGACAGAUGUACGACACUGUCAGAACAUCAGUCAGCACCAAUGUGACCUCAGCAAAGAGACGUCAGACCCAAGGGAGUGGUACUAUGCCAGAGUCCAAGCGUCCAGCAACGGGGUCAUAUCAGAAUGGACCCUGAGUACCAGGUUCUUCCCUCAGUGGGCAUCAUUGUUCAGCCCACCAACGUUGAAGCUGAAUGUGACCGAGCAAAGCAUUGUGAUCCGUGUCCAAGCCCCUCGCACCGCUCACAGGAGGGCUAAUGGAGGACUCAUCCCAAUAACCAAAUACGAGAGGGUCCGCUUCAGGAUAUACCUCACCCAUGACAAUGGAGAGCAGGAGCAGCAUGACAUCGAUGUCUGUAGCAAAGAGCUAAGGAUCGUUAACCUGAAGCCCAAAACGAGUUACUGCCUCCAGGCCGAGACGCUGGUCCCCCGGCGAGGGCAAGUCAGUGACAGGGGCCCUAUGACCUGUGUCACCACACCAUAGGCAGCAAGGGCCCUCGGGAGAAAAUGGCACUGGAUUGUCAACUGGACACGUGUGUGCCCCUCAUCUGUCACACUCAGGGAGAAUAUUGUACUGGAUUGCUGACUGAACACCUGCACAACUGUAGAUCCUCAUCCGUUAGACUUGACUUGAAAAGCUUCCUGACCUCAGCUGUACUUUGUACAUACACAUUAUAAUGAUGUUUGUAAAAUGUUUUACAGGUUUUUUUUAAUGCUUAUACAAUAACAGUGAUUAUUGAUGCACAAUUUGCCUUCCCACAUUGACAUGUUAAAACAGUUUUAGUUCACUCAGCAAUUGGAGCUUGAACACUAGAAAUAAGCCUCUGGUUAGCAUUUGGUCUGGAUUACAGUGGUGGACCAUAUACGACAGAGAGUAAAAGUCAGAAUUAGAGGAGGGAAACGAGGAUGAGAACCAGGAGAUGAAUAAGUAAGAGGAGGAGAGGGAGGAGAUGGAAUCUUACGGACAGAACUGAAAAGAUGGUGCACUCUUAAAAAACAAAUGUAUUGAACACAACACAACUUGCGUUGUUUUUAAAACAUCUCU